ACCGUCGUUUCAAUAUCUCAUCCCAAAACCUGCUAUCCAAAAUGUAUCCGGUCCGAUGAACCCUCAACUCGAACGAAAUUUGUCAGGGUGGCUCCAAAAUUUCCAGUUGAUUAACAUAUGCUGAAGUGAUUUCCUUUCUAUUCUCAAGCUAUUCCAUUCUAUUUCUAUCCCUAUUUUUGAAAAGCCAAACCCCUAAUUACCUCCCUUCAAGAAGAUGGCAGCAGCAGCAGCUAGGUUAAUUUCAAGGCUUCCGGAAGAGAUCCAAGCAGAAAUCUUUUUAAAAUUACCAGUGAAAUCAAUAUUGUCCUGUAAGUGUGUAUGCAAACUCUGGUUUAAUCUAAUUUCGAGCCCUAAGUUUAUCAAUGAUCAUCUUAAUCUCAGUAUUCAGAAUAAGAACAAUCAUAAGCUCAUGUUUGUUGAUAAGGAAUCGGUUACUGGUAAGCCUUUGAUGUACUCAAUAGAUUAUGCUUCAAUUACAUCAACACCAGAUUUAUCAUGUGAGUAUUUAGGUGAAAAAGCUGUUCUCAUGGAUUACCCAUUUGAAUACAAAAAAGGUAUGAAAAUUAGUAUUUUAGGUGCCCGUAAUGGUCUCAUCUGCUUUGGUAUCUCAGUUGAUACAAAGACUAGCAUUUGUACUUGGAACCCAACAACUAGAGAAUACAGGAAAAUUCACCAUUCUAAUUUUCACAACGACCCCAAGGUUUACUGUGACGCUGGGUUUGGUUACGACAGCAAAACUGGAGAUUACAAGAUGGUGACUAUUGCAGAUUCUAAAACGUCUGAUUACUGUGAAGUUGAAGUAUAUACAUUUGGAUUGCAUUUGUCAAAAACUAUUCAUACCUUUCCUCACAAGUAUCCGAUUUAUGUAUCAUCUCACGUUGUUUUUCUCAAUGGAGCUCUUCAUUGGAUAAGCUGUAAUAUGUCCAAGCAGGAUAUCUACCAUGGUAUAUUAACUUUUGAUAUCAGUAAUGAGAAACUCAUGUAUGUGCCGUUGCCAGAAAAAUGUAUAUUACAUCCAGAAGAUAGCAAGACGGGAUUGUAUAAGGCAAUGGGAGUAUUGGGAGACUGCCUUAGUUUAGUUUUAGUCGACGCUAAGACGGUGGAAGUAUGGGUAAUGCAGGAUUAUGGAGUGAGAGAAUCUUGGACUAAACGAUUCACCACUACUACUCAAGAACCAAUCAUCCAAUAUCCUUAUUGGACGCCGAUGCUGUCACUUAAAACUGGUGACAUUCUGAUGUAUAGUUAUGACGGUUUUGCUUUAUGCGACCCAAAGAAGGAAAGAAUUGGAAAGGUGAGUGGAUUUUUCCAAGAAAACAUUUGUAUUGUUCGUGUUCUUACUAUGAUCACAAGUCAUCCUCAGAGUUAUGUCGAGAGCCUGGUUUCGCUCAACUCGGGUACCUAUGUGAAGAAGCCCAGAGGACAAAAAUCGAGAUUGUUCGACUUUCUUUAAUCCAAUGCUGGUAUCUUUUACCAUUAGGUGUUGAAUAAAAUGUUCUGUUGGUGCUCGGGGAUAUUGUGCACGCAGUGAAGGUGGUGGUGGUUAUUGUGGCGUGGUUAUGGUGGUGAUGAUUCUGAUGGAAAUGGGCGGAACUAGUUACAACUUAGAAUGAUGGUCUGACAUUAUGAGUUUUUGUUGUUAUGGUUACUUUGUGUUGAAUUCUCUCUGAUUCUUAGAUUUUUCUCUCUUUGGUCCCUGGUUCUACUCAAGUCUUUGGGUUUUUACUUCAAAUAUCACAAUGUGAAAAAAUGGGGCACUGCUAGCAGUUGAGUUGCAUUCAGAGAAAACUUCAGAUUCUUAUGUCAGUUUCAACAUGGAUCUUUGUGUAUUAAAAAUCAUCAGAUGUUUUUGUCGUUUCAUUUUCAUUGGGGUUUUACUGUUUAUGCUGAUAUGCAUUGUAGUGUGGCCUUAUAUUCGUGCGCUGAAAUCAUAGACUGGCCCUUAACCGUCACAGGCUAUGUAUGGCGAGUUCCUGCCACUUUACGAAAAACAUUGGGUCUUGUUAUAUAUGGAAGUAGUGAGAAUUGUGUGCCAAGAAAA
Molecule: messenger RNA, 2038 nt
Organism: Papaver somniferum (opium poppy)
Lineage: Eukaryota; Viridiplantae; Streptophyta; Magnoliopsida; Ranunculales; Papaveraceae
Product: F-box protein CPR1-like
Exons: 3
Coding region: 215-1450 (411 amino acids)
Molecular function (GO): protein binding
Source: RefSeq, a predicted model, not a curated record